CUCUCGCUCUCAUCCUCCUCCAUCUCCUCUUUUCUCCUGCGAUUUUAAUAUUUACUCCAACCAGAGCAACGUCGGCUUAAGCUCCGAACAACGUCCGGAAUCCUCGCCGCCACAGAUGCGUCGAGCUGCGGCUGCCGAGACUCUCGCCUCCACCUGCUGCUUAGCGACAAACUUCUGAGUCCACCAAGCCGCAGAAACCUCGGAGGAUGUUCGCGCCGCGGAUCAACAAGUCCGCGUCGUUUCUCACGCACUGACCGUGCAUGGCUGCGGUAUGGAGAUAGCCUUGGUGAGCUUUGAGAACGGCGGUGCCAAAGGGAGCGGAGGUGGAGGUGGAGGAGGAGGCAACAAUGCCGAGGAAAGCUGCCGGAACGCGCUGGAUGUCCCUCAGCCGGGGUUCGUGCAGGAGUACGGGGGUAAAGAGCUGAACACCCGGGGCAGCCCCGGACAUCAGCAGCAGCAUCAGCAUCAGCAUCAGCAGCAGCAUCAGCAGCAGCAGCGGAUCCACAGCAGCGGAUCCUGGAAGAUCAACGACAUGAACAACACGUUCAGCUGCAGCGAGAACGCCAUGGAUGCGCUUUUACGCGCGGACCACAGCCCGCACCUGUUCGACGAGGACAUGCUGGACAUGGACAUGGACAUGGAGAGCAACGAGAGGGUGCUCAUCAACAUAGCUGGCCUCAGGUACGAGACCCAGCUGGGCACCCUGAACCAGUUUCCAGACACUCUACUUGGGGACCCAGCAAAGAGGAUCAAGUAUUUUGACCCACUCCGGAACGAGUACUUCUUUGACCGCAACAGACCGAGCUUUGACGGGAUUCUGUAUUUUUAUCAGUCAGGAGGUAAAAUCCGGAGACCGGUGAACGUGUCCAUCGAUGUGUUUGCAGACGAGAUUAGGUUUUAUCAGCUGGGGGAGGAGGCCAUGGAGAGGUUCCGUGAGGAUGAAGGAUUCAUCAAGGAGGAGGAGAAGCCCCUGCCCCAGAACGAGUUCCAGAAGCAGGUGUGGCUUAUCUUCGAGUACCCAGAGAGCUCCAGCCCCGCGCGGGGCAUCGCCAUAGUGUCCGUGAUCGUCAUCACAAUAUCCAUCAUCACCUUCUGCCUGGAGACGCUGCCAGAGUUCAGGGACGAGCGGGAGCUUCAGGUAACCAGCCGCCUGGACAACAACAGCAACAGCACCAUCCCGCGGCCCUCGCUCACCUUCACCGACCCCUUCUUCAUCAUCGAGACCACGUGCGUCAUCUGGUUCACCUUCGAGCUGUUUGUGCGGUUCUUCGCCUGCCCCAGCAAGUCCGAGUUCUCCAAGACCGUGAUGAACAUCAUCGACAUCAUGUCCAUCAUGCCUUACUUCAUCACUGUGGGCACGGAGCUGGCGGAGCAGCAGGGGCAGGAGCACCAGAACGGCCAGCAGGCCAUGUCCCUCGCCAUCCUUAGGGUCAUCCGCCUGGUGCGGGUCUUCCGCAUCUUCAAGCUCUCCAGACACUCCAAGGGUCUGCAGAUCCUGGGGCAGACUCUGAAAGCAAGUAUGCGGGAGCUGGGCCUCCUUAUCUUCUUCCUCUUCAUCGGGGUCAUCCUCUUCUCCAGCGCGGUGUACUUUGCGGAGGCAGAUGAGCCAGAGUCCCACUUCUCCAGCAUCCCAGACGCGUUCUGGUGGGCCGUGGUCACAAUGACAACUGUCGGCUAUGGCGACAUGAGGCCGGUCACGGUGGGCGGGAAAAUCGUGGGCUCCCUGUGCGCCAUCGCCGGCGUCCUGACCAUCGCUCUGCCUGUGCCGGUCAUCGUCUCCAACUUCAACUACUUCUACCACCGGGAGACGGACCAGGACCAGUCCUCGCUGAAAGACGAGCCCAACAGCGGCAGGGCGAGUCCCGAGCUCAAGCGCAAGGGAAGCAAGACCUCCAACAAGUCCCAGGACGUGGAGAACAACGAUCCGGCCGCGGGUGCAGCAGCAGAGAAGGCGAACAUCAAAGCCAACAGCAACAUGGACUUCAAGAAAUCCCUUUACGCGUUCUGUCUGGACACACGAGAGACAGACCUGUAGACCAGAGAGGGACAAACUGUCAUGGCCCAUGUUUAGUUGUGUAGAAUAAUUACCUCCGUCAAUGGGCUAUUAGGUGAUUUUGCACACGGUGGCAGCCGUGGAGGAGGAUCUGGAAACGUUUCAGGAGACGUUGAUUCAUAAAGUCCAUUCAUAUUUAUAUAUCUAUCAGUAAACCCAGGACUUUUAGAGACAACCACAGAACACAGAGUGGCCCUUUAAUACAGCAGGAGGACACAUGAGGCAGUAAAGGGAUAGUUCAGGUCUUUUUUUUUAAACGUGGUUGUAUGAGGUGCUGACACGUGACUGCACCACGUGAACCGCAGGUGUCGCCAAAACCCCCCGAAAAAUUCAAUCAUCGUCAUCAGCUUAUGUCGGCAAUAUGUUAAGAAUACAUUUGUGAUUUUUGAUGGAAAUUGAAAAACCGCUCACUCACAAAAACCAAAUCCCAUAGACAAAAUUGUGAUUUUAAGCUCAUGGUGACACGUGAGCUGCCGGUCUACUGCGGCCUUUCUUACUGAGUUUAUGUCGCCGUGGUAAAUCUUAACAACACAUUUUAAAUCCCGAUGUCACAAAAAUAACACGUUUGA
Solea senegalensis (Senegalese sole) is the source of this 2622-nucleotide messenger RNA. Its product is annotated as potassium voltage-gated channel subfamily A member 1. The record is from RefSeq and is a predicted model, not a curated record. The transcript has a single exon. Gene Ontology annotation, molecular function: protein binding; delayed rectifier potassium channel activity. Gene Ontology annotation, cellular component: voltage-gated potassium channel complex; membrane. NCBI's taxonomy places the organism in Eukaryota, Metazoa, Chordata, Actinopteri, Pleuronectiformes, Soleidae. Bases 272 to 2035 code for a protein of 587 amino acids. Gene Ontology annotation, biological process: protein homooligomerization; potassium ion transmembrane transport.